Linum tenue is the source of this 2110-nucleotide messenger RNA. NCBI's taxonomy places the organism in Eukaryota, Viridiplantae, Streptophyta, Magnoliopsida, Malpighiales, Linaceae. The record is from the annotation of a GenBank genome assembly.
CUCGCGGUAGAAAUUAAAGAGCAGCCAUUUUCUGAUUUUCUCUCUCUUUCUUCGUCUCUUCUUUCCUUUUUUUCCCUUCCACAUCAGAAUCCGCCUUUCCACCCUUCCACCCUUCUUCCUUCCUUCAUUUCCUUCUCUCUCACCGGCGGGAGAGAAGAAGCCGCCACCGUCCAAAAACCUUAACAUAUUACACCGCCGCACGCAGCGGCCACCGUUGAAAGCAGAAUUACAAAAAUGCAGAAGCCUUUCCAGGAUCAACGGUCGAGAUCUUCCAAGCCCGCCACCAUUCAUGCCUGUGCCCAGUCCGGCGAUCUUCCCGCUGUCCAGAAGCUGCUCCGUGACAAUCCUUCUCUUCUCAAUGAAAGGAACCCUGUGAUGUCACAGACUCCUCUUCAUGUUUCUGCUGGUAAUAACAAAGUGGAGAUCGUCAAAUUUCUGCUUAGUUUGAAAGGUGCCGAGAAAGUUGAAUUGGAAGCCAAGAACAUGUAUGGAGAGACUCCAUUGCACAUGGCAGCAAAGAAUGGGUGCAACGAGGCUGCACAGCUACUCCUUUCUCAUGGGGCUAUCAUUGAAGCCAAAGCUAAUAAUGGUAUGACCCCACUACACCUAGCUGUGUGGGACUCUAUAAGAUCAGAUGAUUGUUCGACAGUCAAGACAUUGCUGGAGCAUAAUGCUGAUUGUAGUGCAAAGGACGAUGAGGGCAUGACUCCGGUGAACCAUAUCUCGCAAGGUCCUGGCAGUGAAAAGUUGCGUGCCCUAUUAAACCGGCACCUUGAGGAGCAGAGAAGGAGGCGAGCAGUGGAAGCAUGUAGCGAAUCAAAAGCUAAAAUGGAAGAACUUGAGAAAGCAUUGUCGAGCAUAGUAGGGUUGCAUGAACUCAAGGUUCAGCUAAGAAAAUGGGCUAAGGGAAUGCUUUUGGAUGAGAGGCGCAGGGCCCUCGGCCUGAAAUUGGGCGUUCGAAGGCCUCCUCACAUGGCCUUUCUUGGAAAUCCCGGAACAGGUAAGACCAUGGUGGCUCGAAUUCUUGGAAGAUUGCUGCAUCUAGUUGGUAUCCUACCUACAGAUAGAGUGACAGAAGUACAACGUACUGAUUUGGUUGGUGAAUUUGUCGGCCAUACCGGUCCAAAAACCAGGAAGAAGAUCAAAGAAGCCGAGGGAGGAAUUCUGUUUGUGGACGAGGCAUACCGACUCAUCCCAAUGCAGAAAGCAGACGAUAAAGACUACGGGUUAGAAGCCUUGGAAGAGAUAAUGUCGGUUAUGGACAGUGGCAAAAUCGUGGUCAUAUUUGCAGGAUACAGCGAACCCAUGAAGCGUGUAAUUGCUUCCAACGAAGGCUUCUGCAGAAGGGUGACCAAGUUUUUCAUGUUCAACGACUUCACUUCUCAAGAUUUGGCCGAGAUCGUCCACAUCAAGAUGACUAAUCAAGAAGAGCAAGCUGACAUGCUGUACGGCUUCCAGUUACAUCCCUCGUGCAGCACCGAUGCUGUAUCGAGAUUGAUAGAGAGAGAAACCACGGAGAAGCAGCGGAGGGAGAUGAACGGAGGGUUAGUAGACACGAUGCUGGUGAAUGCUAGGGAGAAUCUGGAUCUCAGACUCGAUUUCGACUGCAUCGACGCCGAGACACUAAGGACGAUUGCGUUGGAGGAUCUGGAAGCCGGGUUGCGACUCUUGUCUCAGUUUUGACUUGAUCGAUGAUCAUUUGGUGAUAGUAUCUCUCUACUUUCAAUUCUUGGAUAGCUGCUAUUGAUUCAUUGGGGAUAAGCAGGGCUUAUGUGUAGAUAUAACAACAGCAACAAAAUCUUGUAUUAUUUGCCAGGAUUCACUAUAUUAGGCUUAUCAUUCAUUUUGGCCAUCCCAUUCUCGAAUCCAUCAGUCAUUUUUCCAGGGAUGUUAUGUGUGAUCUGCAUUGUUGUUACAGAGUGAAAUCGUUUACCAAGUUUGUGUUCCUCAGUUGAAGCUUUUCUUAUGAUGAGGAAAUGUUGCCAAGGUGCAAUCUUUUUCGAAAAUGGCAUAACGGGUGGAGAUGGUGGAGAUUUAUCAGUAAACCAUUUUAGUCUUUCCCUUGAGCCUGAUUGUUUUCUGGGCCAUUAGCAUUUGCGUGCAAGCGAAG